AUGUCGAGCGCCAACAAGCAGAAAGGCAAAAACGAAGCCGACCUAGUGGACAAACUAAACUACAAAAACUUAAGCGAUGUAACGCUUCACGAGCUGACGUGUCUUAAGGCAAAUCGACAAGUGUACUUAAAAAGAGGAGGCACAUUUUUUUUGAGUUCCCGAGAAGAAGCCCUUUCCGUGCUGAAGGCGAAGAGUCAAAACGAGGAGAAGAGUACGCAAAUCCACACAAGAGUUAUCCACCCCGGUGAGAAAAUCUCUAACGGGAAGAGAGUCUCCCAUGUGAAGCAUCUCCUCCUCCAACAGACUCACUAA
Plasmodium cynomolgi strain B is the source of this 312-nucleotide messenger RNA. RefSeq lists its product as hypothetical. The record is from RefSeq and is a predicted model, not a curated record. NCBI's taxonomy places the organism in Eukaryota, Apicomplexa, Aconoidasida, Haemosporida, Plasmodiidae. The coding region runs from base 1 to 312 and encodes 103 amino acids. The transcript has 2 exons.